GGUCGGCUUCUCGCUCAUAAUUACUCAUUGAAAUGAAGACUGCCACCGCCGGCCCUCGUCGUUUGUAAUGUACACAAUGACGACUUUUGGAUAAUCCACUAUUACCUCGUACCAAGGAGGACUUCAUUAGGCGCGUCUACCUUGUAUUUCGAUUUCGCGUACAGUGACACUGCCUGCGCUGUUUUCGGAAACAUCAGCAUGCCCCCAGCCAUCGAAGCACAACCCGCUGCGGAAUCGGCAAACCGUCCGGAUGCUGAUAAGGAACAACCGUCCGUCCCUCAUCAGAUGCAGCUCCAACCAUACACACCACUGGAGCUAGCAGUUGGAGACGGCGCCGAACACGAACAAGAGUCCAACGCUGGUCUGACACGGACUAGUUUCGCGGACGGCGCCCGGUUUCUUCCUGCACCGACCGACUUCCUCAGCUGGGCCUCUUUCGGCGAGGUUACUCUCCGGCCGAGAAAGAAUGCCAGGAGGUCUCGUCUCGACAGGAUCAUCUCUCCCCUCAAGUCGGUCGGCGCCGGACUGCCGGGCAACGUGAGUGUGGAGGGUCUGGGCGGGCUCAUCGAGUCCGCUCACGGUAUCUUCCACUCGGUUCGCCGCCUCGACUUUAUGGAAUCGGAGCGUACCAUGUACAUGUACUCGCCCCCAACUCCCGGAGGCCCCCGCGUCCCGGCACCCGACAAGCUUCCCCGACGCGAGCUGGAGAGGUACGAGGACGAGCUCUUCGACCUGAGCAAGUACAACGGCGCGUCCGACUAUCUCACCGCCAUGGCGUGGACCGAGGAGGCCAUGUCGGGGUCUCUGACCCUGUAUCGGGUACUGUCCGGCAUCGCUGGCGAGGCGACGGGCGUCCGUCCCGUUGCUGCCAUGCGCGACGUGCCGAGCCAGGUGCUGGCCAGGAUGCGGACGGACGGGAGGGUCAGGCGGAAAGCCGUGGUGACCCUGAUCGAGGACGACGACCGCACGUUUGACUGGAAGGCGAACCCGGGCAGGGGCCCGCGAUACGUCAGGCUCGCCUCUUCUGGGGUGCGGUCCCCGGGCCGCUCUAGCUCUAAUAGCAGCAGGUAUCGCGGACCGGGCAUGGCCGACGCCGAUGGGGUCUGCGCCACCCUGCCGCAGUUCUUUGCCCUGCUGCACUCGCGCCGGUCUCUCCUGGAGAACGUUGGCUCGUCCUGGGUGACCCAGACGCGCACCGAUGACGGCGAAGCCCACCCCAUGGUCUUCCUGACCAAGUCACCCCAGUCGAGCCCCCACGAGGGCAACCGAGUGCACGUCGCCGUCUUGGUUCCGAACGACGCGCUCUGGGCCGAGGAUGAAUUCAUCUGGACCGACCAGACCGGGCUAGCCGAGUUCCGGCAGAGGCAAUAUUGGGACUUGAUCGAGCCUCCGAGUCGGAGAGCCAGAGGCAGAAGUCGGAGUCGAAGGAGGGAGCGUGAUGAUGCCGGACCUACAAGAUCUCCAAUCAGGGGCAGAUCUUGAGAUUGGUGACGGGUUGCCCGCCUUGGCCAAGAGGUUGGGGAAAAUGGGAGUGGGCGUGAGAGGAGAGAAGAAUGCUCUUAAUAG
Molecule: messenger RNA, 1566 nt
Organism: Thermothelomyces thermophilus ATCC 42464
Lineage: Eukaryota; Fungi; Ascomycota; Sordariomycetes; Sordariales; Chaetomiaceae
Exons: 1
Coding region: 199-1482 (427 amino acids)
Source: RefSeq, a predicted model, not a curated record